UUUCAAGUAUUUAUCAUCCUAGGUUUCUUGUGAGCGAGAGUCAGUGCUGAGAAGCUCUCUCUCUCUCUCUCUCUCUCUCUCUCAGGCUGUGCAUAUUCUUAAAUAGCUGGAGCUUAGCGUUGUUACGGUGGCCGACGCUGAUCGCAGAUACUUGCCCUAAAUGGCCUUGGUUACAACUGCUGAAGUUUGUGAUGCAAACUCACAACUAAUUGCGAGCGGCGAGCUCCGGGCACUCCAGCCAAUUUUUCAGAUAUAUGGCCGUCGACAGGUGUUCUCCGGACAAAUAGUUACCCUCAAGGUGUUUGAAGACAAUGUGCUGGUUCGCGAGUUGCUUGAGGAGAAAGGCAAUGGCAGAGUUCUUGUUGUGGACGGUGGUGGAAGCUUGAGAUGUGCUAUAUUGGGUGGUAAUCCUGUAGUUCAAGCUCAGAACAAUGGAUGGGCAGGGAUAGUGGUGAAUGGAUGUAUAAGAGAUGUUGAUGAGAUUAAUGGAUGUGACAUUGGGGUGAGAGCUUUGGCCUCCCAUCCAAUGAAAGCUAAUAAGAAGCGGCACGGAGAGAAGCAUGUUCCAAUAAGCCUUGCAGGGACAAGGAUCCGAGACGGCGAAUGGCUCUAUGCAGACACCGAUGGAAUUCUGAUUUCUCCAACUGAGUUAUCUGUCUAAACCAUUGAAAGAGAGAUAGUUUUCGAUACAUGAUCAUAUGCUGCGAGUUUGUUUUCCUGUAAUGCUCUGUAAGUUUACUUCGUGUCCUUGAGUUAUCUGUAUUAGCUUGAACCCGCAAUAAUGGUAAUCUGGUUUUGAUAUCUAUUUCAUGUUCAA
This is a messenger RNA of Morus notabilis, 817 nucleotides long. Its product is annotated as putative 4-hydroxy-4-methyl-2-oxoglutarate aldolase 2. The transcript is spliced from 2 exons. Gene Ontology annotation, biological process: regulation of RNA metabolic process. The record is from RefSeq and is a predicted model, not a curated record. Gene Ontology annotation, molecular function: ribonuclease inhibitor activity. NCBI's taxonomy places the organism in Eukaryota, Viridiplantae, Streptophyta, Magnoliopsida, Rosales, Moraceae. The coding region runs from base 161 to 661 and encodes 166 amino acids.